CCUCUCACCUCGGGAGGAGCAGUUCCCGCGGUAGGGAGAACUGGGUUUUGCACUUGGCACCGCUGGGACCUGGGCAUCCCCGGACUCCGAGUCCUUUGAAGCGGUCUUGUUCGAGACUACAUUUCCCAGAAGGCCGCGCGGAGAUUGAAAGCUGCACCAGCCUAUGGGCGGACAAGGCUUCUGGUCGCCGAAACUGAGCAGCCAAUGGCAAUGAAACAGGGGCGGUAUCUUCCGGCUGCGAGCGGUCGAGCGCAGAGUCCCACCUGUGUCCCCACAGCCCUGUCACGAAUCCCGGUCGGGUUCGAGAAGGGACCGCCUCGGCUUUGUGGGCCGGGAGCGGCUCGGCGGUGGAGGACUCUCACUUUCUGCUCCAUCCCGGAGCCGGGCCGUCCCGCUGUCUCCUGCAAGUGGGCCCUGCAGUUGUGUCUCCUCAUGGAUGCCGAAAUAAAAUGAACUGAUGACUCUCCAUGAUGUGGCUGGGGACUUCAGGGAAGAAUGGGUUACCUGGACCCUGCUUAGAGAAUGCUCUUCAGGGAUACCACCCAGCACAGUUACAAGAAUGGGCUCUCCCAGGGAUUUCCAGACCAAGUGUGAUUUCCCAGCUGGAGCAGAAAGAAGAACCGUGGACGCUACCGCUCCAAAAUUUCGAGGCAAGAAAGAUCCUACGGGAAAGUCACACAGACUUUGAGAAUCAGGUGACCAAAGUCAGUCGGGACAUUUCAGAAGCAGCAGAACGGUGUGGAACAUCCUCAGAAAGGGCCAAUAAGGAUAUUUCUCCUCCUCCUAGCUGGGGAGGAAACUGGGAGAGGGACCUUGAGUUAGAAGGGGAACACGGGGCCCUCCCAGGAGAGGGCCAGCCGGAGCCCUUUCCGCAAGAGAAGGAUUUAAACGAGCUCCUGGAUGGAUACGCAGGAAAGAAGCCCGUGUGUGCAGAGUGCGGGAAAAGCUUUAACCAGAGCUCCUAUCUCAUAAGACACCUACGAACCCACACUGGCGAGAGGCCUUAUAAGUGCAUCGAAUGUGGAAAAGGCUUCAAGCAGAGUUCAGACCUUGUCACCCAUCGCAGAACGCACACGGGAGAGAAACCCUACCAAUGCAGCGGCUGUGAGAAAAAAUUCAGUGACAGCUCUACACUCAUCAAACAUCAGAGAACCCACACAGGCGAGAGACCCUAUGAGUGCCCCGAGUGUGGGAAGACCUUUGGGCGGAAGCCACACCUCGUCAUGCACCAAAGAACCCACACGGGAGAGAAGCCCUACACGUGUCUCAAAUGCCAUAAAAGCUUUAGCCGAAGCUCAAACUUCAUCACCCAUCAGAGGACCCACACGGGCGUGAAGCCUUACAGGUGCAGCGACUGUGGGGAGAGUUUUAGCCAGAGCUCAGACCUGGUGAAGCACCAGCGAACUCACACCGGAGAGCGGCCCUUCAAAUGCGCUGAGUGCGGAAAGGACUUCCGAGAUAGUUCUCACUUUGUAGCGCACAUGAGCACCCACUCGGGGGAAAGGCCUUUCAGCUGUCCUCACUGCCGCAAAAGCUUCAGUCAGAGCUCACACCUGGUCACGCACCAGAGGACACACACAGGUGAGAGGCCGUUCCAGUGUGACAACUGCGGGAAGGGAUUCGCCGACGGCUCUGCCCUCAUAAAGCACCAAAGGAUCCACACGGGGGAAAGACCCUAUAAAUGUGGCGAGUGUGGGAAGAGCUUCAACCAGAGCUCCCACUUCAUUACCCAUCAACGAAUCCACGCAGGAGACAGGCCCUAUCGCUGUCCCGAGUGCGGCAAAACCUUCAGUCAGCGUUCCCAUUUCCUCACACACCAGAGAACCCACACGGGGGAAAAACCUUUCCACUGCAGUAGGUGUGACAAGAGCUUCCGCCAAAAAGCACAUCUCUUAUGCCAUCAAAACACCCAUUUGAUCUAGGAAAUGGUCUGCUGCCCCUUCCAGAUUUUCAUUUCUCUUGUCUCCAAGUGCUCCAUGUAGAGAAAGCCUGAACCUGGGCAUCAGAGGCUCAGGUUGGGCCCCGGUCUGUCCUCUGUCUUCUUCCCUGCUUUAAUGGCGGAGAUAAACUCAUAGGCACCAAAUAAUAUCCUGAACACAAAAGGCAUUCCUUCAGUGUUUUUGACCGACCUUAGGGGUGAGUUUGACGGUUGAUGCUUGGUAAGUAAAAGAGAAGUGAGAUAAAUGUGGCCACAUUAUCACUGUUAGUGAAUAAUAUUUGAGAUCUUAUCAUAAGCCCUUAAUACCGUAUAAUGGCUGGCCCUUAAAAGGCGCUCAGUACGAAGUUGGUUGCGUUUAACUAGUCUUAUAACUUGAUAAGGAAUCCGUUAGUGCAGCCCCGCAAGCCCAGAACUUGCCAGAAAUGAGAUUGCCACUAGAAGAUUUGGGGUGUGAACACAGAAAACAGAAAACACUCUCCCAAUCCAGGGCUGUGCAGACAUUAGUCACCAGAUGUCUCAUUGCCAUGACGAGGCAGAAUUCUCGAAGAGGAUGUUUGUGGUCCUGUGAUUUAGAGGCUGAAAGAAUUUCAGAAGCUCUUUGUACAGCCGUGUAUGAGGUACUCCCACUGGAGGUCUGCUGUCAUCUGAGGCACAAAUAUCCAAGCCCAAGGGACCUGGAAGGGGACUAUAAAACUAUGGAAGCAACAUUGCUGUUAAAUAUUACAGGGAUCCUUCCUUCCUGGCAUUUAGCUGAAGGAAACAACUCCUGUCUUUGAAUCGCCUGGGUCAUUGGCCCGUGAGUUUUAAGUUACUGUGACUCCCUAAUUUUUUUUUAAGAGUCAUUCAUUUGAGGCACCAGUACAUUUCUGUAUUUAACUGAAAUAAAUUGAGGGAAGGCAGUGUGUUGGAAAGAACACUGACUUCCUUGAGAAGGUGAGGUGUUUGAGACCCGGCCCUGACAUUUAAUUUGGCCAGACUUUACCUUCUCUCAGCCUCUACCUUACCUACCUCACAAGAUUGUUGUGAGGCUCUAAUGCGCACACAUGCACACACACACAAGCACUUUGUUGUUAAAUUAUAAAGUAAUGAUAUCUCUAAAGUGCAGUGUUGCAAAUGUCUUCCCUCCAAGGAACUCUGGCUAAUAUUUCCCAGGCGUCCCAUUUUCUCUCAUAAUAACAGACUUCUUUCUCUACCUGUUGAAAACCUAAGGCCCGAAAAUGCUAAGCAACUCCUCGUGGGUCACCUAGGCGACACAGAGCCAGGAUUUGGCUGCGAGUCUCUAACAACAUAAAACAGACCAGCUCUGACAUUUGUUAGAGUGUCUCUGAGACAUUACGUGUAGGACUGGCCGCCCCAUGUUAUCUGUACCAAACCGUUCUGAAUUUGGAAACGAUGGAAGGAUGUAGCCUAAGUUCCAGGGAGCUUUACAGGACCCUGGGCUGGAGGUCCUUGAUCGUCAUGGAGUGAGAGUGGAAAGGCAAGGACAGGCACACGUGGCUUGGGGGGGGGGGGAGUUCACACUCUAAGGGAAAAGCGGUGAGCCAAAGGUAGUCUUCUGAGGCAAACACAGCCACAGUACUGGAAAAAAAAAUUAACAGUAAUUCACAGUAUCAUCAAAUAUUUCAGUCAACGUUCACAUGUCCCUAACUAUCUUAUGUUGUUUUGCAUUUUUUAUUGUUUUGUUGUUGUUGCUGCUGUUGUUUGUUUGAAUCAAAAUCCAAAUAAGGUCUCCAUAGCGA
Messenger RNA from Neofelis nebulosa (Clouded leopard), 3678 nucleotides. It is a transcript of the gene ZNF774, whose product is annotated as zinc finger protein 774. Lineage: Eukaryota; Metazoa; Chordata; Mammalia; Carnivora; Felidae. Gene Ontology annotation, molecular function: DNA-binding transcription factor activity, RNA polymerase II-specific; RNA polymerase II cis-regulatory region sequence-specific DNA binding. The transcript is spliced from 5 exons. The record is from RefSeq and is a predicted model, not a curated record. Gene Ontology annotation, biological process: regulation of transcription by RNA polymerase II. The coding region runs from base 468 to 1922 and encodes 484 amino acids.